Oncorhynchus masou masou (cherry salmon) is the source of this 8301-nucleotide messenger RNA. RefSeq names its product SH3 and multiple ankyrin repeat domains protein 1-like. Gene Ontology annotation, cellular component: postsynaptic membrane; dendritic spine; postsynaptic density. The record is from RefSeq and is a predicted model, not a curated record. Lineage: Eukaryota; Metazoa; Chordata; Actinopteri; Salmoniformes; Salmonidae. Gene Ontology annotation, molecular function: ionotropic glutamate receptor binding; synaptic receptor adaptor activity.
CUGUGAAUCAAGUGCAACAUAAGAAGAACAUGAGUCUUGGGGAAUGAUGCCGCUGCCGUUUGUGCCACCCUCCCUGUCGCCAUGACGAUGCCGCUCAGCCCCCUCUCCAGUGACGAGGAGCAGCAAAGGAUGCUGGGAAACAAUAGACAUCUAUAUCCUGGGGCAGAGGACGAGGAAGAGGAGGAGGAGGAAGAUGAAGAAGAGGAGGGUGAGGAAGAUGACCAUGAUGAGGAGGGAGAAGAUGGGGAGAAUGGAGAGCUGGAGGGAGAAGAGGAGGAAGAGGAAGUGGAGGAAGUCAGACGAGGAGGAGGCAUGUCGCGAGGAGGCAGGGAUGAGGGGCACAGGCAAUUAGGCAAAAUGGCUGGACGACCCGCAGGAGACAGACAGAUACGACCCGGCAACAUCGGGCACACAGUAAACCCUUAUUCGUCCAACCAUGGACCCACCCAUCAACAGCCAGCCAAUCAGCAGCAGCAGCAGAAGAGGCUGAGAGAGCAUAGCUCCAGCAGGGCGCCGUCAGAGGACGCCCACAUCGCCAUGAUGGUGUUCCGCAUCGGCAUCCCCGACAUCAAACAGACGAAGUGUUUGCGGUUCAACCCGGAUGCGACCGUUUGGAAGGCCAAGCAGCAGGUGCUAUGUUCUCUGACCGAUUCGUUGCGGGAUGUGUUGAACUACGGCUUGUUCCAACCAGCCACUGAAGGCCAUGACGCCAAGUUCCUGGAGGAGGAGAAGAUGCUGAGAGAGUACCCACAAUCCUUUGAGAAGGGGGUACCAUAUCUGGAGUUUCGUUACAAGACCAGAGUGUACAAACAGACCAAUCUAGAUGAGAAACAGCUGGCUAAACUGCACACUAAGGCCAGUCUGAAGAAGUUCAUGGACUAUAUCCAAAGUGGCUCUGUGGACAAGAUGGCCAAGUUCUUGGACAAAGGGCUUGACCCCAACUACCAGGACCCUGACACGGGAGAAACCCCCCUGACGUUGGCUGUGCAAUGUGAGCCGGGGGGAGGGGAGGCCAUACGGGGGCUGGUGCUGGGAGGGGCUCAUCUUGAUUUCAGGUCCAAGGACGGACUCACACCUCUACACAAGGCUGUCCGCAGCCACUGCCACACAGCGUUGCUGACCUUGCUGUCUCUGGGUGCGUCUCCAGACUAUAAGGACCGGCGGGGGCUGACUCCGCUCUACCACACUGUGCUGACAGGGGGCGACACCUCCUGCUGUGAGACCCUGCUCCACCACCGCGCCAAGCUGGCCGUCAGGGACGAGAACGGCUGGGAUGAGACACACCAGGCCUGUCAGAAUGGCAACGCCCAGCAUCUGGAGCACCUUCUUUUUUACGGGGCAGACUCCACUUCCCAGAAUGCCUCAGGAAACACUGCCUUGCACAUUUGUGCUUUAUACAACAAGGACAGCUGUGCACGAAUUCUACUUUACAGGGGAGCCAAUAAAGACACAAAGAAUAACAGUGGGCAGAACCCAUUUCAGGUGGCUGUCAUGUCUGGCCAUUUUGAGCUAGGAGAGAUUAUCAAAAACCACCGGGACACAUAUGUAGUACCUUUUCUUGAGUCUCCCAAGUACGCCCCUCAGAGGCGAGAGAGUGCGCCACGCACCCUGGCGCUACCCCACCCUCACCCCUUCCUGCGUGCCAACAGUGAUAACAGUAUGAACCUGCCUGACUGGAUGGCACUGUCCAAUACACCAGGCUCCAACAUAGUGUCUGUACAGGGCUAUAAGCAUUCAGGUACCAUGCGUAGUUCCAGUAGUCCCCGUGGGGCGCGGACUCGCUCCCCGUCCCGAGGGAGAGCAGGGGAUAAGGAGGACAGGAGUCGGCAGAGUCGGAGGCAGGGCCCCCCUCUGGCCAGGGCGGGGUCUGUCAGCAGCAAUACGGUUACAGCAGCAGGGGGCCAGCGGAGGCGUCUCUACAGCGCCGUCCCAGGACGUGUGUUUGUGGCCACGCGUUCCCACUCCGCCCAGGGAGACAGAGAGAUUAGCAUCAGCAAGGGAGACAAAGUCAAAGUGCUGAGCGUGGGCGAGGGAGGGUUCUGGGAGGGCACGGUUAAGGGACGGACUGGCUGGUUCCCCUCAGACUGUGUAGAGGAAGUGGCAGUCCGUAGCCAGGACAACCGCUCAGAGAGCCGCAGUGAGAAAGCCAAGAGACUGUUCCGCCAUUACACCGUGGGCUCCUACGACAGCUUCGACGCUCCCAGUGACUAUAUCAUCAAGGAGAAGACAGUGCUUCUGCAGAAAAAAGAUAGUGAGGGUUUUGGCUUUGUGCUGAGAGGAGCCAAAGCUCAGACCCCCAUCGAGGAGUUCACUCCCACCCCAGCCUUCCCAGCACUGCAGUACCUGGAGUCUGUCGACGAAGGAGGCGUGGCCUGGAGAGCCGGUCUGAGAAUGGGAGACUUCCUCAUUGAGGUGAAUGGUCAGAAUGUGGUGAAGGUGGGACACAGGCAGGUGGUCAACAUGAUCAGGCAAGGUGGAAACGCCCUCAUGGUCAAGGUUGUCAUGGUGACACGCAACCCUGACAUGGAGGAUGGCCAGAGAAAGAAAAUCCCCCAGCAGAGUAAAAGACUAAGCACUCCGGCCAUCGCUCUCCGCUCUAAAUCCAUGACCUCAGAACUGGAGGAGAUGGCUGCUACCCCCUGGAAAAAAAAUUCAGAAUUCGAGACUUCACAAGUUACAGAGAAGAAGAGGACAGUCUAUCAGAUGGCUUUGAAUAAGCUAGAUGAGAUCCUGGCAGCAGCUCAGCAGACAAUCAGCACCAAUGAGGGGCAAGGGACGCGGGGUCAGGGGGCAAGGAGAGACAGGAGCCGGGGCUCCUUUUACGCCAAUGAGCCAAAUUACGACCAAUCAGAAAUGGGGAUGACCAGGCUGGGCUAUGACCGCGCCCAGUUCACAUCAGGCCACGCCCCUCCACACGGUAUGCUGCGACAGAAAUCCAUCGGGGUGACUGAAGAGGAGAAGUCCCAUCUCAAUCCUCCGGCCAUGAAGUUUGCCCGAAGUCUCUCGGUUCCCGGCCCGGAAGACAUCCCCCCGCCCCCCACCACCGCCCCGCCAGACCCCCCCUUCUCCUCCGCCCCACCGCUGGGCUGGAGAGGGGGCAAGUCUUCCCAGCAGCCCUCUGUGGCCGUGUCCCAGUCCACCUCCACAGCAGCCCACUACCAGCUCUACUCUCAGUCUGUGCACUUCACCCAUGGGGGCCGCGAAAGGGCAGGGGGGCCCAGUGCCGGCACUGGAGGAGGAGGGGUGGACCACACGCACCAGUACUCUAAUGCCCCUGCCCACGCCACUCAGAGCAGGACUGCCUCUAGGAAAGGGGGCUACCCAGGGGAGCCUGUUGGAUCAGGAGGGGGAGGAGGAGUGGGGGGCAAGGCUGCAGGUCUAAGGAGGGGCUACAGUAACGCCGCCCCACCUUCAGGCAGUGCCACAGUGAUGCCCCAGCAGCAGCAGACCACCCAGAGCCAGCCGCAGAGGGCAGACCACAGUGCGGCUGGGGGGGCUGGAGAGGGAGUACCUAAAGGAGGGGGGGCGCGGAGAGGAAAGGGCCCUCUGGUAAAGCAGUCCAAGGUGGAGGACCUACGGGCUGUACAGGGCACGCUGGGGGGCAAGGCCCCAGUGGAGAAGAGCUCCAUCCCCAUCCCCACCAUCAUAGUCAAGGCCCCCUCCAUCAGCAGUGGCAGUGGCCGCAGCAGCCAGGACAGCAGUGUGGAGGCUGAGCCCACCCCCCCAGGGGAGACCGACAGAACCCAACCCCCCCAGGGACCCCCUUCCACCCCAGCCCCAACACCCCCUGCUCCUCCCUCCAUCCCGGCCCCUCCACCACCCUCCUUCCGAGGCCAGGAUAGUGACUUCACCAGCCAGUUUGGGGCGGCCAUCGUGGGCGCAGCCCGCCGGGACAGGGAACGCUUCCAUGAGGCCCGCAGGAAGAGCGCCUCCAUCUUCAUGUCUGCCGAGGAGGAGGUGGGGCCAGGGGGAGGAGGAGGAGGGGCAGGCAGGACACAGACCUCUCAGCAGCAGCAGUUCAGCCCCCAGUCCGGUGCCCUCCCCCCACGCCUCCGGCCCUCCAAGUCCAUCGACGAGGGCAUGUUCUCUGGGGACACCUUCAUCCACCACACCCGCAGCAUGCCCCCUGCCUUCGGCCUGCCAGAGUACUCCUCCCCGGCUCCAGACUACCAGCCCAAGUCUGUUCCGGCUGACUUCUACGGGGCGUCAAGCCGGCAGCAGGUCCCCUCUGGCACCACCUUCAUCCACCCCCUGACAGGAAAGGUCCUGGACCCCUCGUCCCCCCUGGGUCUGGCCCUGGCUGCCAGGGAGCGGGCCCUGAAGGACGACGGCAGGAUGAGGAGGGAGAGAGGGACCGAGCACCAGUUUGUACGACAGAUGUCCAGUGUGGUGACAUUCCCCUCCCAGGCCACCUCCCCCACACCGGCUUCCUCAGCCACCCAUUCUUCCAGCUCCUCCUAUCUGGUCACCUCCUCAUCCCUAGCCGCCACCACCUCCUCCACCAGCCAACCCCCCUCCCCCAGGAUCCUCAGGGGUGCAGGCUGGGGCGAGGAGGGGGGAGGAGGGGAGCGGGAGAGGGAGGGUGGCGGGACCAGAGAGGGGCUGAGGGUGCGCUUCUCUGAGGACAAAACAGUCCACACACAUCGCUACCAGUCCCAGCACUACCAACCCUCCUACAGGGAGGAAAGACAGAGGGAGAGGUCGAGAGAGAGAUCGAGAGAAAGAGAGCGGGACAGAGAGGGGUACAUGAGGCAGCAGACAGCACCUACCCAGCAGCCCCAUCAGCUGUCGACCCAGCAGCCUCGCCAGGCCUCGUUUCUGAGGAUGGAGAGUGAGGCAGGCUACAUCCUAUCUCUCACCCCUCCAUCUCCCCCCGCUACCGCCGCCCCGUCUCACCCUCAGGGGGGAGGGGGUUCCGGGGGCAGUGGCCUCAUGGUUCUGCCGCCCCCUGCCCCCUCUGUGGAUGUGGAUGAUGAGUUUGUGUUUGCGGACCCACUGCCCCCUCCGCUGGAGUUUGCCAACAGCUUUGACCGGGGUGGAAUGUCAGGUUACACACACCGUGCCAUUAUCAACAACCUGGCCUCCCGCCAGCAGCAGCCCCCACCACCUCCCCCUCCUCCCCCACCACCCCCUCCAAAAGACAUGUUUAUCAGUGGGUUCCCGGCCCACACCCCCCUACCCUCCCCACAGGCGGGGGACUCUACCACCUCCAGCCUUACCUCCUAUGACAGUGAGGUGGCCAACCUGACCCAGUCAGGAAACUCCCCCACUCAGACAUCACCCAACCCCCUUCCUCCACCCUCACCUUCCAGCCGCCAGCCCACAGGACCCCCGCCUCCCCCCUCUGUCUCCCCCCCACCCCCACCCAGCUCCUUUCACAGACCCUCCCUUGCCAUGACCCACUCUCACCACCUCUACAACAGCACGCACACCGGGAGCUCAUCCCCCACCCCUCCUCCCCACUCCAUUGCAGGUUCCCCAUCCUACCGUGGUCCCCCUCCCAUCUCCUCCACCGCAGCCUCCUCUGGCCCCUUCCGGGGCUCUGCAGCCCUGGCCUCCACCGCUCCCUGUGCCACCACCACCACCACCGCUGCCACCACCACGAGGACCUCAGUCCAGCCCCACCAGGACAGGACACACCCAGCCCCCUCUGGUUCUACAGCGGCCGGCCGCAGGAUAGGGGAGCACCACCCUCACCCCACAGCCAAGGCAGGAGAGUCCCAGGAGACGGUGGUGGACUCUGGGAUAGAGGAGCUGGACAGCCGCAGCAGCAGUGACCACCACCUGGACAACAUCCUGGCCAUGAGCGGAGGAGCCAGAGAGAGGCUGGAAGAGAGGCUGGAGAGAGGGAGGGAGGGAGGAGGAGGAGGAGGGGAGGGAGACAGGGCGGGAGGAGCAGACCUCCUGGAGUCGUACAUGAGCUACCUGGACGGACAGACGUUUGACAUGCACAACGCCACAGCCGUCGGCUCCACCUACCCCAAAUCAGGCAGGUUCAGAGAGGGGGGGCGUGCGGCCGAACUACGCAGAGAGACCGGUACCGCCCCGCCCUCCUUCCAGUCACACAGACGGAGGGAGGAUGAGGAAGAGGAGGAGGAGGGCGAGGAAGGAGAGGAGGAGGACGAUGGAGGACGGGAGGGUUAUGGGAUGACACAGAAUUUGGGGCGUCCCACGUCACCCUACUUUGACCGGCCCCGGACCCCUGAGAUGAAGCCUCUGUGGGGGUCAGAGGGUCAGUUAGUAGGGGACCAGGGGACCUACCUGGAGGGCCGGAGGCUGUACCCCCCCAUAUCCAGCAUGAAGGCCAGCAUCAUCAAUGAGCUCAGCAACAAACUGCAGCAGAGAGGGAGCCAGAGAUCACUAAGUAGACACAGGUUUUCAGAAGACUCCGCCUCGGCCCUGAGCCCCCCUUCAGUUCGUUCCCUGUCCCCCUCCCCUAUCCACCACUCCCAGCCCGCCCUGUCCCUGUCACCCACCCCUUCCUCCCAGUACCCCAAUUGGAACCGUCCCCCGUCCCCGCAGCCCCCUGUGGCUGCCGUACAGCCCCCUCCACGCUCCCACUCCCCCCUGUCCUCCCCCACCUACUCCCCUUAUCCCACCUCCCCUAAACACCGGCCUGUGUAUCGCACCAAAGCCCUGGAGUUCCAGUUCAUUCCAAGUAGAGAGUCCAGGAAGGCAGAGUCCCACCACUUGCAGCGUAGGAGAGCCCCCAGUCCCCUCAUCUCCCCCUCAGAGAGGCCCAAACUGGGUCCCCCCCGCCCCUCCUCCCUCCCCCUCCUCCCCACCACACCCCUCUACAGCAGCCUCUACGAGCUCCGCGGCUCUAUGACCCCGCCCUCACCCGCUAACCACAUGGGGGACCCCUACUUCUCCCCCUCCCCUCCUCUCUUCGCCCCCUCUGGUGCCCCUCCUCCCCCAAACGCCUCCCUGUUGGUGUCUCGCUCCCUCUCCCCCACACACUUUUUAUCUGGUAGCUCAUCCCCUCCCCUGCACCCUCUCCCCGCUCCCCCCUGCCUGAGCUACCCCCACCUCCCUCCCCCAUCCCCCUCCAAGCCCUUUGCCUCCAAGCCACUGCCUUAUUGGACCAAAUACGACGUGGCUGAUUGGCUGGGAUACCUGAACCUGGGCGAGCACAGAGAGCAUUUCCUGGACAACGAGAUCGACGGCACUCACCUGCCCUCCCUCACCAAGGAGGACUAUCUGGACCUGGGGGUGACGCGUGUCGGACACCGCAUGAACAUCGACCGUGCUCUGAAGAGAGUGACUGACAGGCUCUCCAGCUCUCCUUUUCCCAUUUCUGCUCUGUCACCACGAGGAAGAAGGGAUGAUGGGAGUCGGAGCUGAGAAGACAAACAGAAAGAGAAAGGAGGGGAGAUGGAGUCAGUGAUGGAACAGGAGAGAGAGAGGCCACAACUGCUGCUAUCCAUGAUGGAUUCACACAACAAAAGCAGAGGACCUGAUUUUACCCAGAAGGAGGACUGAUCAGGAGAAGAGAGGGGAAAUGAGGGAUGGAACAAGGGCUGACCAAUGCCUGGUACUCAGGGCCUGGUAGCUGACUCACACAGAUACACUUGCAUGCACACAAAUACAGUAACACACACAAGCACUGACUCUAAUGUCAACACACACACACAAACACUACGAGGAUGGAAUGACUGAAUGUCGAUUGAGGCAACAAAUAACAAUAUGAGUAAAAUAGUGACAAAACCUUGCCCAAAAUAUUGAGAGAAACAAUCAAAUUGUUUAGCUUUUUCAUCUGAGCAGUUCUUAGUGUUGUUGGGGAAAGAGAGAACAAGGAUUGUCCUCAUUAUUAACACUAGUUAGAGCUUUCUCCACCUGUCUUCUCUGAGUAACUGAAGUUCCUCCUCUCUACCCUAGGGUUAGGUAGGUCCUCCCCUCUACCCAAGGGUUAGGGUUAGGUAGCUCCUCCUCUCUACCCUAGGGUUAGGUAGGUCCUCCUCUCUACCCUAGGGUUAGGUAGGUCCUCCUCUCUACCCUAGGGUUAGGUAGGUCCUCCUCUCUACCCUAGGGUUAGGUAGCUCCUCCUCUCUACCCUAGGGUUAGGUAGGUCCUCCUCUCUACCCUAGGGUUAGGUAGGUCCUCCUCUCUACCCUAGGGUUAGGUAGGUCCUCCUCUCUACCCUAGGGUUAGGUAGCUCCUCCUCUCUACCCUAGGGUUAGGUAGCUCCUCCUCUCUACCCUAGGGUUAGGUAGCUCCUCCUCUCUACCCUAGGGUUAGGUAGCUCUUCCUCUCUACCCUAGGGCUAGGUAGCUCCUCCUCUCUACCCUAGGGUUAGGUAGC